AGGAAUUAUACGGAUUAAAUGGAUUACAAACUUUAUAAUUAGUUAAAUUUUAAUGACAAAUGCACACCUAUUUAACUCGUUUUCGAUCCUAUAAAACAAAAUGCAGAAACGAUUUGCGAUGCUUGCCGUAAUAUCAAUAUUAAGUUUAGCACUUUGGAUUUAUUGGAGUUCAAACUUAGAAUUUCAUGAAACUAUAAGACUUAUAAAAACCAGCCAAAACAGAUUCAUAAAGGAUCUUAAAAUAUCACCUUCAAACACGUUAUGUGGAAAAAAUCCAUUUAUAAUUAUAAUAGUGACAUCAUAUGUUGGUCAUGUUGAACUGCGGAGUGCGCAUCGCAGAGCCAUGCCUCAAGAGUACCUAGAGGCCAUGAAUGCAACUAGAAUAUUUAUGUUGGCAAAAAUUCCACCGCAUGAAAAAUAUAUUACUCAGGCUUCUAUAGAAGAUGAGAGCAACACUUUUGGAGAUAUCCUCCAAGGCUCAUUUCUAGAAAACUACCGCAACUUAACACUCAAGCAUUUGAUGGGUUUACAGUGGGCCUCGAAAAAAUGCAGUGACGCUUCCUACAUACUCAAAGUAGAUGACGACACUGUAUUUAAUUUAGAAAAAACAUAUAAACUUUUAAACAGUAUUAAUAUUAAAGGAGACUUCCUUAUGGGUUAUAUGUUAAACAAUACCAAGCCGAGAAGAGAAAAACAGAAUAAAUGGUAUGUGACGUGGGAAGAAUAUCCGAGGAAUGAGUACCCACCGUAUAUGUCCGGCUGGUAUUACAUAACAACACCAAAUACUGCGGCUAGACUAACAAAUGAGGCUAUGUACCAUCCAUACUUCUGGAUAGAUGAUAUACUCAUUACCGGUAUUUUAACUGAAGCUCUAAACAUUCAGCUUAUUCAACUACCUAAACAGUUUUGGCUGGAAUACUAUGAAUUACUUGAAUGUUGUCUAAGAGAUAUGAUAAAUAAACAUAUUAUGUGCGAUGCUGUUGUAGGUCCUAAUGGUGGUAGGAAUAAUUUAAUUUUAGAGUUUAAUGAUGCAUUAAGUUUGUGUAAUAAGUUGAAAAAUUGUACUAAGAGAAAUGAGGAGCAAUCUCUUGAUAAAGUAUGUGUGGCUUUUAGGGAAAGAAGUAUCUUCAGUGAUGGUAAGGCUGAAGUACAAUUCAUUAAGUUAAGGUGAAACUUAAUUGACCAUACGUGGGCCUUAUGUCUUUGUAAUAAGGUUUGCAUUUGCAUAUUGUUGGUUAAGACUGUUAAGAGUGUAGGCAAUGGUUAUAUAGGGUUCUGGCAUUCCUCCCAGUUUCAAUGCUUAACUGGUGGUAUUCUAAAAUUAUAGUUCUUUUUUUUUAGCAUUAUAAAUAAGGUAAACAAUCUUGAUGUGUCUUUUUAUUGAAAAUCACGUUUUAAAAAUAAGUUACGCCAAAUAUAUAUCAAUUAUGAAUCUAAUACAAUCAUUUAUAUUACAGGUUUACUCGGUUAAUUCCGAAUGUCGAUAACUGUCGGAUAAUUCCGAUAAAGAGACUUUUAUUAUGAUGGAAUUAAGGGUGAUUUUCAUCUGAAUUCCGGAAUUAUCCGACAUUCGGUAUUACCCGAAUACACCUUAUAUACUUCUGAUUUAAUGCUGCUAAUAGUUACUGAUUUUGAAAAGCGUAUUUCAAUUAAACGACAUGUCAAGAUCGCUUACCUUCUUUCUAAUGCUAAACGAACUAUACAAGAGCAUGUUGAAAACUACCGUAGGCUGCUACGGUAGUUACGGUAGACUGUACAUGUUGAAUUAACCUUGGGUAGUCUACGGUCGCCAUCACAUAUAUCGGAGCGGCCAAGGUGCUCACAAAUAUCUUAGCACGCCUCUAUAUGGAAGACGUUAAAGUGCGUGUUCAUAUAUUGUGAACACCUUGGCCGCUCCGAUAUAUCUGAUGGCGAAUGUACAAGACAGCAUUAGUUUCCAAAUUAGGCCACAACAUGGCAUAACAAACUCCAACGCGUGUUAUUUACUAACCCUUAAUGACCUAGGGUCAUUUCAGUUUACCGUCCAGUGCCUGUUUCCGUCCACUUGGCAUAGUUGCUACAAAAUUGCGUAU
Messenger RNA from Cydia fagiglandana, 2072 nucleotides. Its product is annotated as beta-1,3-galactosyltransferase 5-like. Bases 101 to 1171 code for a protein of 356 amino acids. Gene Ontology annotation, molecular function: hexosyltransferase activity. Gene Ontology annotation, cellular component: Golgi membrane. The transcript is spliced from 3 exons. Lineage: Eukaryota; Metazoa; Arthropoda; Insecta; Lepidoptera; Tortricidae. The record is from RefSeq and is a predicted model, not a curated record.